Euleptes europaea (tarantolino) is the source of this 2397-nucleotide messenger RNA. It is a transcript of the gene CELF1, whose product is annotated as CUGBP Elav-like family member 1. Gene Ontology annotation, molecular function: mRNA 3'-UTR binding. Gene Ontology annotation, biological process: mRNA splice site recognition; regulation of alternative mRNA splicing, via spliceosome. The transcript has 14 exons. The coding region runs from base 51 to 1601 and encodes 516 amino acids. Gene Ontology annotation, cellular component: cytoplasm; ribonucleoprotein complex; nucleus. The record is from RefSeq and is a predicted model, not a curated record. NCBI's taxonomy places the organism in Eukaryota, Metazoa, Chordata, Lepidosauria, Squamata, Sphaerodactylidae.
UGGUUGGUUUGACAAAACAGUGGUCUAGCAUUAGUGGUUUGUGGUAAGCAAUGGCUGCUUUUAAGUUGGAUUUCCUCCCAGAAAUGAUGGUGGAUCACUGUUCCUUGAGUGCCAGCCCUCUCUCAAAGAAAAUGAAUGGCACACUGGAUCACCCUGACCAACCAGACAUUGAUGCCAUCAAGAUGUUUGUGGGGCAGGUCCCACGGAGUUGGUCUGAGAAGGAUCUGCGGGAACUAUUUGAACAGUAUGGUGCCGUCUAUGAAAUUAAUGUCCUGCGGGACAGGAGCCAAAACCCUCCUCAGAGUAAAGGGUGCUGUUUUGUUACAUUUUAUACCCGUAAAGCUGCACUAGAAGCACAGAAUGCUCUUCAUAACAUGAAGAUUCUCCCAGGGAUGCACCAUCCUAUCCAAAUGAAGCCAGCUGACAGUGAAAAGAAUAAUGCAGUGGAAGAUAGGAAACUGUUCAUUGGGAUGAUCUCAAAGAAGUGCAAUGAAAAUGAUAUCCGAGUGAUGUUUUCCCCAUUUGGGCAGAUUGAAGAAUGCAGAAUUUUACGGGGUCCAGAUGGCUUAAGCCGAGGUUGUGCUUUUGUAACUUUUACAACAAGAGCUAUGGCACAAACAGCAAUCAAAGCAAUGCACCAAGCGCAGACCAUGGAGGGGUGCUCUUCUCCCAUCGUAGUGAAAUUCGCAGAUACCCAGAAAGACAAAGAACAGAAACGAAUUGCACAGCAGCUCCAGCAACAGAUGCAGCAAAUCAGUGCUGCCUCCGUUUGGGGGAACCUAGCUGGACUGAACACACUUGGACCCCAGUACUUAGCACUUUAUUUACAGCUCCUUCAGCAGACAGCAGCCGCCUCCUCUGGGAAUCUGAACACACUGGGCAGCCUCCACCCAAUGGGAGGACUGAAUGCAAUGCAGUUACAGAACCUAGCUGCAUUAGCAGCUGCAGCAAGUGCAGCUCAGAAUACGCCAAGUGGCACCACUGCACUCAACUCUUCCAACAGCCCUCUAAGUGUACUCACCAGUUCAGCAGGUUCAUCCCCCAGUUCCAGUAGCAGUUCAUCUGUUAACCCAAUGGCUUCUCUUGGAGCACUGCAAACACUGGCAGGGGCUACUGCAGGUCUCAAUGUUGGCUCUUUAGCAGGAAUGGCAGCCUUAAAUGGUGGACUGGGCAGUAGUGGCCUUUCAAAUGGCACAGGUAGCACAAUGGAGGCCCUAUCUCAGGCCUACUCUGGGAUUCAGCAAUAUGCUGCUGCUGCAUUGCCCACACUCUACAACCAGAGUCUGUUAACACAGCAGAGUAUUGGUGCAGCAGGAAGUCAAAAGGAAGGUCCAGAGGGAGCCAAUCUUUUCAUCUACCACCUCCCCCAGGAGUUUGGGGACCAAGACCUGCUGCAGAUGUUCAUGCCAUUUGGAAAUGUUGUCUCUGCCAAGGUUUUCAUUGACAAGCAGACCAAUCUGAGCAAGUGCUUUGGUUUUGUAAGUUAUGACAAUCCGGUCUCUGCACAGGCUGCCAUCCAGUCAAUGAAUGGAUUUCAAAUUGGCAUGAAGCGACUGAAAGUACAGCUCAAGCGCUCUAAGAAUGACAGCAAGCCAUACUGAGCGCCCCUCCCCUCUGGAACUGGAGUGAGAAGGAUCUUCUGAUUCCUGCCGUUUGUUCAUCGUUGUGCCUAAAGCAUGUCGAUGUGGCGUUCAAGUACAUCGUCCAAAUCCUUGUCUCUUCAGCUUCUCUGAUGCUUGAACUCUCACCUUUUGACCUUGUGUUGACUUUUGAUGCUGAUGUGUAUUUUUAUUAUGUUUGUUUCUUUUUUGUUUCUUUCCUUUUUUUGUGCUGCCAAAUUGGUUUUGCUAGAAAGACUGCUGAAGGGGAAUAUUUAAACUUGCAUUUGAAUAUAAAAGAAUUCUAUUUUUCUAGAACUUCGUAAGAUAACCACUUGAUUUUGUGAUUCUGAUUCUUUGUAAUUGUCUUCAGAGCAGCCUUGCUAGCAUACCUCAUGGAGUAUUUGUAUUUCUGUGAUCAUACAGCCAAUCACUUCUAGGCUUAGUUUUUUCUGUGUGCUUAGUUUUAAAACAGAUCUUUGAAGGAAAAAGUAAAAAGAUGCAACUUAAAACUUUCAGGAGGCUUCUAGUCACAUUUUGCUGAAUCUACUUUCUGUGCUUGAGCAGACAGCAUGUAUUCUUUGACUUGAGUAGCCUCAGCAGAAAACACUUGAACUACACUUUCUCCUGAUUGUAGCUUCAUUUUUGCCCUGGCACUUACUGUUUUUUCUUCCUGUGUGAUUAUCAGCCUGUCUGCAGUGAAAGUUUAAUCAAAGUUGAUGUUGUAUUUCGUUAAACCCUAGCAUGCUUAGUUUUUUGUAACUACAAUCUCCUCAGCAAAAUGUGAGAUUUUGUUUCU